GCCGCAGGCGCGCGUACUUUGCCUUCUGGGGUUGGUCUAUGGGGAUGCGGAUCACUCUGCAGUAGACUCAUGCUCGUUCGCUUCCAAUCUGGGCGCCUUGUCGUCAGCCUCUUUUGCUCUUUCCUCGGUAUCCCGAAAAAUAGCAAGCCAGACUGCUCGAGCUCAAGGAUAGCCAGGCCUUCGAAAUACUAGUCAGAGGAAUAGAGGGCACUCGAAAAAAACAGGCUCAGCAUCAUGUCUACAAGCAAAGGAGGUAUCGAGAUGCUCGACGCGCGGCAAACAAAUCAGAGCGAACCAAAGCCUGCAACAGACCCGAAUCUAGUUCACAAAGCACUUCUUGAAUCCGCGUCUUCGCAAGCAAUCGUGCAGGUCAUCACGAUAUGGCACGAUCGGCUACAGCUCAUUUCUGUUUUUGCCACAUUUUUCACGGGGAUAGACUCGAGCUUACUCGGUUUGUCGAGGGGAUCGGGCAGCCAUACGAGUGUAACGGUAAGAGUCAUGGACGCGACACUCGUUGGCGCGUUGAUUUUCCAUGCUGCUUCGGCGAUUCUGGCGUACAUAGCGUGUUUCGUCCUCAUACGCUACAACCUCAACGAAACGGCGCAUCACAGAGUCACCGUCGGCGAUGGCACAGAGACAAGUUUCAUCUCCGAUAUUUUCCUACAACAAAUCAAUCUCGCCAACGCCAACGCCAACGCUACAAACCAAAAUACUAACGCCAACCCUGUCCCGACUCGUCACGCCGCCGAUCCCUCCAGCGCCGAGUCUCAAUCCGGGCAAGGACAGGGCCAUCGCGCCGGUCCCUCCACCUCCACCACCACCGACCGCGCUCCUCCCUACGGCACCUCCACAUCCAAUAGCACCACACGCCCACACUCCCCCUUCGCAUUUUUCUCCUCAUCCACCCGCGGCCCGCAUUUUCUCCCAACUAUAUCUCAUUCCAGGACUCCGUCUCACACAGCGGCAGGGAGCCUGAGCCUCCCGCCUAUCAUCACUCAUCCGUCUGAGCUGUUUCAGGCUGUGCAGAAGAGUCUGGGAUUGGGCGUGUUCGUGUCGAGGGUGCAUCCGUUUAAGUUUAAUCUUAAACGGCUUUCGUUGGUUUCGAUAUGUACAUGUGGACGACGGCCUGGCCGACACCAUCGCACUGGGACCGGUUCGACUUCAAGUGGCGGUACUGGUGGGAGUGAUAGUGAUCCGGAUUUGGAGAUGGAUCAUAGGGAGCUGAUGAGGUUAUUGAGCCGGUGUCAUACGGCGUGCUCGAUGUUUAUCUUGGUUGGGUUCGUGCUGCAGGUGACGGGUGUGUUGGCGUUUGUGUGGGUUAAUUAUGUGAGGGCGGUUAGUGUGUGGGGGAGUGGAUGUGUGGCUUUCGUGGUUGUUGUGGGGUUCGCGGCAUUACAUUGAUUGUUAACGUUGGUGGGGGAUGUUGAUAUUGGGAGCGAUGGGUGUUUCUUGAUCUAUUUGUGGUUUUCUUGGAACAAAAUUUGAAAGAAAAGGGGGUGAUCUGAUAUCUAUUACUUCAUCUUGUAACUCAGACUGAACGACAACACACGAACACGAACAAACAUGUGACUGAUACCUAUCAUUGUCCCGAUACCGUCUUGCAGUAUACGAGGCUUUUGUGCUCCCUGCC
Molecule: messenger RNA, 1630 nt
Organism: Stereum hirsutum FP-91666 SS1
Lineage: Eukaryota; Fungi; Basidiomycota; Agaricomycetes; Russulales; Stereaceae
Exons: 6
Coding region: 235-1401 (388 amino acids)
Source: RefSeq, a predicted model, not a curated record